Pelmatolapia mariae (spotted tilapia) is the source of this 1476-nucleotide messenger RNA. Its product is annotated as cytochrome P450 2F3-like. Gene Ontology annotation, biological process: xenobiotic metabolic process. The transcript has 9 exons. The record is from RefSeq and is a predicted model, not a curated record. Gene Ontology annotation, cellular component: cytoplasm; intracellular membrane-bounded organelle. Gene Ontology annotation, molecular function: iron ion binding; oxidoreductase activity, acting on paired donors, with incorporation or reduction of molecular oxygen, reduced flavin or flavoprotein as one donor, and incorporation of one atom of oxygen; heme binding. Lineage: Eukaryota; Metazoa; Chordata; Actinopteri; Cichliformes; Cichlidae. The coding region runs from base 1 to 1476 and encodes 491 amino acids.
AUGGAAUCUUGUGCAACUGUGAUCUUGGCAGGUUUAAUCUUAGCUCUGCUGUGGAUGUUUAAUAUGAAACACAAAAGGAACUGGAAUUUGCCUCCAGGACCCACUGCACUUCCUCUCAUAGGAAACCUUCUACAGAUAGACAAAAAAGCACCUUUUAAAAGCUUUGUUAAGUUCAGUGAAACCUACGGGCCAGUGAUGACAGUAUACCUAGGCUGGCAGCGGACAGUACUUCUGGUAGGAUAUGAUGCUGUGAAAGAAGCCUUGGUGGAUCAAGCAGAUGACUUCACAGGCAGAGCACCAACUCCAUUUCUACACAACCCUAACAAGAAAUAUGGUAUAGGGAGCAGUAAUGGGGAACGCUGGCGUCAGCUGCGACGCUUCACACUGACCACUCUAAGAGACUUUGGGAUGGGACGCAAGGGGAUGGAAGAAUGGAUCCAAGAAGAAAGCAAACACAUGAGGACCCAGAUGCAUAAAUUAAAAGGUGCACCAUUUGAUCCCACAUUCUUAUUGAGCCGUACUGUGUCUAACGUGAUCUGCUGCCUGGUUUUUGGUCAACGGUUCAGCCAUGAAGACAAGCAGUUCUUGCGCCUCCUUACCAUACUUUCUCAUAUAGGAAAGCUUAACAGCAGCCCUGUGGGUCAGAUGUACAACCUCUUUCCGAAACUCAUGGACCAUCUUCCUGGCCCCCACCACAAAGUUUUUGCAGAGUAUGAAGAGGUGAGAAAGUUUAUCAUGAUGAAGAUCCAAGAACAUAAAGGCACAUUGGACCCCAGCUCCCCACGAGACUACAUAGACUCCUUCCUUAUUCGAAUCAACCAGGAAAAGGAGAUUUCCACAACUGAGUUCCACUAUGACAAUUUGGUCUCUACAAUAAUGACUCUGUUUCUGGCUGGAACACAGACCACCAGCUCCACCCUGAGAUAUGCUCUUAGCGUGCUGAUUAAAUACCCCAAAAUACAAGAGAAAAUGCAGCAAGAAAUUGACACUGUUAUUGGAAAAGGCCGUUGUCCCAGGAUGGAGGACAGGAAGUCCCUCCAUUUUUCACUUGCUGUCAUCCAUGAAGUGCAACGUUUUCUUGACAUUGUCCCUCUCAGUCUCCCUCACUACACACUGAAUGACAUAUCCUUUAGGGGUUAUACAAUCCCAAAGGACACUGUAAUUAUUCCGCUGUUGCACUCUGUGCUAAAAGAGGAAAAGCAAUGGGCCACUCCCAGGUCCUUCAAUCCCCAGCACUUCUUGGACAAUAAUGGCAACUUUAAGAAAAGUCCUGCAUUCAUGCCAUUCUCUGCAGGGAAGAGAAACUGUGUUGGCGAGUCUCUGGCCCGUAUGGAACUUUUUAUUUUCAUAGUAUCAUUGCUGCAGGAUUUCACUUUUUCCUGUGCUGGAGGCCCUGACAGUAUAAACCUCAUUCCUGAAAACAGCAGUUUUAUUAAUGUGCCCCGCAGAUACCAUAUCAUGGCCACACCUCGUUAA